This is a messenger RNA of Cooperia oncophora, 1302 nucleotides long. The record is from the annotation of a GenBank genome assembly. Lineage: Eukaryota; Metazoa; Nematoda; Chromadorea; Rhabditida; Trichostrongylidae.
AUGUUCGGCAGCAGCUUACUACUGCUGCUUGUCGUUGGUGGACCCCUUCAAGCUCAAUUUCCCGACACCGCUCGACAGACACAGCAGGAUUUCCUCAGACAAAUCCAGCCACCGAGACCGUUUCCGGACCUCGGAUUUCAAAACACAGCGAGUUUCACGGAAUAUGAAGGUAAUCUGGUGCGCUAUGGCGAAGAAUUCGGCGAUCGCUACAUCUCUGACAAUCAACGGCAGAACGGGCUGAAUGUUCGCCUGCACAACUUUUUCCCGUUCUAUGGAGGGCGCUACAAUUACACGUUGAUCUCAACCAAUGGUUACAUCAGCUUUGCGUAUUUCUCCGACGACUCGUCCACUCUCCAGCUGGGUCUGGAUGUUGACUGGCCCACACAAAGUGAUCCAGCUGUUAUCGGACCUUAUCUCUGCAAACAACGAAUUCAAAGUGGUCAAGGUGCAGAUUCUAGAGUCUUCUAUCGAGUGGAAACGCGUAGAGGAGCAGUACAGGCGGAGGGAGUCGCUGGUGCUUCAACGUUUAGAGCUGAGGCCGCAUUGGUGGUCACCUGGAAGAAUAUGAGGCCAAAUAUUGGCAGUGAGCUCGGUCUCUCCACCUACCAGCUCGUCUGGAUGUCUGACGCCCAGGGUCUUCUUUCGUACUCAAUGAUCAACUACUACAAGCUCGGAUUUGAUGCUGCUGACAUGUAUGGGAAUUCCCGUACGGGAAAGUGUCAGGCUAUCUUCAAUGGUGGUAACCAUACUGGUUCAGUACAGGUUGACCUCUCGGAAAUCACCAAGCAACAGCCGUCAUCUCUCGCAUCGCGAUCCGCUGUACCGCACAUUACUAGAGGAAGAUACUUCCACCGAACUGACGAUGUUGUGCGACCGGCGGGUUGUGGGAACAAGACUGGUGGCACAUUUCCUCUUCUAAUCUAUCCAAACAUUGUAACGAUGCUUGGACAGACGAAAGUUGACAUCAAUGGCAUGUGUUUGAAUCCUGCUAUAACCUACGUGCUUAUGAUAGAGCAACGACAGAUGGCUAAAUGCGACAUUCUGAAUCCGUCAAUAGCUCGGUGUACUCUGCCGAAGAUUCUCGAUUGGGGAACGAAAACCGUCUACUUCCAACCACAAUCAGGUCUAUCAAACGAUGAAAAGGCCUAUGUUGGAUUCAUAUACUUUGUUCCACCCACACUGGACCCGAUGCGUCUGGAUAUUGGGAAUAUCCAUUCCUGGUAUCUCAAUCCACCUCCAGCUCAGAUGACUCUCAAAUGGUACCCGCGCAAUUUCACGGCUCUUCGGACCUUUGCAGCUACA